Molecule: messenger RNA, 727 nt
Organism: Ostrinia furnacalis (Asian corn borer)
Lineage: Eukaryota; Metazoa; Arthropoda; Insecta; Lepidoptera; Crambidae
Gene: EMC4
Product: ER membrane protein complex subunit 4
Exons: 2
Coding region: 119-637 (172 amino acids)
Source: RefSeq, a predicted model, not a curated record
GUCAUCCAGUGUCAUUAAUGUCAUUCUUUCUAGUCUCAAAUUGGAAUUUAUUGGAUUUUCAAGACAUUUUAAUUCCUAAUUUGUUGCACAAAAGCUACAUAAAUAUUAAACUUGUAAAAUGUCUCAAGUCAAAACGAACAAAAAGUUCAAGUGGGCUUUGGAUUACAAUCAGAAAAAUAAAGCUAUCUCCGGGGAUUUGCCGUCUCCGCCAGGAUACAGCCAAUCAGCCAGUGCAAACUAUGCCGAGACAUCCAAAGAUACGGAUUCUAACCAUCUUUUGAUCAAGAAAUUGUGGGAUGUAGCACUGGGACCACUAAAACAGGUGCCUAUGAAUCUAUUCAUUAUGUACAUGGCUGGAAAUUCCAUCUCCAUUUUUCCUAUAAUGAUGGUGGGAAUGUUGAUUGUGCGACCUGUGAAAGCAUUAUUUACAACUCAAAGUACAUUCAAAAUUGUAGAGGGCACACAAGCUGCUGGUCAAAAGUUUGUAUACUUUAUCGGUAACAUUGUGAAUAUAUUGUUGGCUUUGUACAAAUGUCAGAGUAUGGGCUUAUUACCUACACAUUCCAGUGAUUGGCUUGCAUUCGAAGAGCCCCUGACUCGAGUGGAACAUAUUGGGGGUGGCCUAUCUUUAUUGUAAUAGAAUAAUUUAAACACAUGUAUCUGUUUUUAAUGCUAAUUUAUUUAGAUUAUCAUUGUAUAAGAACUAAUAAACAUAUUUACAAAAUCA